Dictyostelium discoideum AX4 is the source of this 618-nucleotide messenger RNA. RefSeq lists its product as hypothetical. The record is from RefSeq and is a predicted model, not a curated record. The transcript has 2 exons. The coding region runs from base 1 to 618 and encodes 205 amino acids. Lineage: Eukaryota; Evosea; Eumycetozoa; Dictyosteliales; Dictyosteliaceae.
AUGGAUAAUAAUAAUAGUUUUGAUUUGUUUAAUUUAUUUAAGGAUGUUGAUAAUUUAACUAUUAUUAAAUCAAAAGAAGGUGAAGAAAAGAUAACAACUCAAUUUAUACCACCAAAUCAUUUUAUUCCUUCACAUGAUGGUUUAAUUUUAAAAAAUGAUGCAACAGCAAUAGAAUUUCCAGAUGAAUUACCUCCAAAUUCAUUAGAUUGUUCAGUAUUUUUAAGAAAAUUUAUGGGUUGUCAUUCACCAAGUGGAUUUUUACAAGGAUUAUAUAUGUAUGGUGAAAAUAGGUGUAAACAAGAAGAUCAAAAUUUAUACAAUUGCUAUCAAAUUCAAUUUUCCUCUUCAAGAGAAUCUAGAAAUAAUAAAAUGGAUGAAAUUUUAAAGAAAAAAAUUGAAAAAGAGAAUGAAUUUUAUAAAGAUCAUGUUUGGAAAAGAAGAACACCAUUGCUAUUUAAAACACAUAAAGAAAGAGAACAAGAAAAUUAUUUAAAUGAUAAAAUUUUAAAAUCAAAUGUAGAUAAUCAAUUAUUUGGAUAUAGUAAAGAAUUAUUUGAAUUUUUAUCAGAUGAAAAAAAUUCAAAUAGAAUCUCUGAAAUUAAAAUUUACCAAGUUUAA